This is a messenger RNA of Oncorhynchus gorbuscha (pink salmon), 5069 nucleotides long. RefSeq names its product probable E3 ubiquitin-protein ligase RNF144A-A. Gene Ontology annotation, molecular function: ubiquitin conjugating enzyme binding; zinc ion binding; ubiquitin protein ligase activity. The record is from RefSeq and is a predicted model, not a curated record. Bases 208 to 1140 code for a protein of 310 amino acids. Lineage: Eukaryota; Metazoa; Chordata; Actinopteri; Salmoniformes; Salmonidae. Gene Ontology annotation, biological process: positive regulation of proteasomal ubiquitin-dependent protein catabolic process; protein polyubiquitination; ubiquitin-dependent protein catabolic process. The transcript is spliced from 8 exons. Gene Ontology annotation, cellular component: Golgi apparatus; ubiquitin ligase complex; cytoplasm.
AGAGAUUAGGAGGAGUUUGACACCACGCUGAGUCCACCAGGCCGGUGGCCCUUGGCCCUCAGACCAGCAUGGCGCACACACAUGAACGGACACUAUUAUGCACACGGCCAUGCAGGCUGCAUGAGAAUGAGGCCUCUAGGUUAUGGUGCAUUUGAUGAACUCAAUCAGGAGAAUAUUCCUUCUUCAUCUGCUCGUGUUGAAUAACUAAUGCACCGUGGACAGCAUUUAGCACGCUCUGUGCCAGGCAAGAUGACCACAGCCAGGUAUCGGCCCACCUGGGACCUGGCACUGGACCCGCUGGUCUCCUGCAAACUGUGCCUUGGAGAGUUUCCCCUGGAGCAGAUGACCACCAUCACUCAGUGUCACUGUGUCUUCUGUACACUGUGCCUGAAGCAGUAUGUGGAACUCCUUAUCAAAGAGGGGCUCGAAACUGCUAUUAGCUGUCCAGACUCUGCCUGUCCAGAAAGAGGACACUUACUGGAAAAUGAGAUCGAGUGCAUGGUGGCUUCAGAGGUUAUGCAGAGACACAAGAAGCUACAGUUUGAAAGGGAGGUGCUUCUGGACCCGUGUCUGAUGUGGUGCCCGUCGUCGUCGUGCCAGGCAGUGUGCAAGCUGAAGGAGACUGAGGUGGCGCUUCCCCAGCUGGUGCAGUGUGCCGUGUGCACCCUGGAGUUCUGCUCUGCCUGCAAGGCUAACUGGCACCCCGGGCAGGCCUGCCCACCACCGGAGAACAACCUACCCAUCACUGCCUUCCUACCUGGAGAGACCAGCUCCUUUUACAAGAGUGACGACGAUGACGUUCCCAUCAAGCGCUGUCCCAAGUGUAAGGUGUACAUCGAGAGAGACGAGGGCUGUGCCCAGAUGAUGUGCAAGAACUGCAAACAUGCCUUCUGCUGGUACUGCCUGGAGUCACUGGACGAUGACUUCCUCCUGAUCCACUUUGACAAAGGACCCUGUCGAAACAAACUAGGCCACUCCAGGUCGUCUGUCAUCUGGCACAGAACACAGGUGGUGGGGAUCUUCGCUGGCUUUGGCCUGCUCCUGCUGGUGGCCUCUCCCUUCCUCCUCCUGGCCACACCAUUCAUCCUCUGCUGCAAGUGCAAGUGCAGCAAAGGAGAUGAUGACCCCUUUCCCACCUAAACCUCACCCCACCAACACAGGCGGGUGAAGAGUCCGCCCCCCCCUCCCCCGCCAUGGACCAUUUUUUUUUCUUUUUUUUCCUCUAUUGCCUCCCUCCAACCUUGGAGUGCUGCUUUAUUUAAUGAGACUUAGGCCUAGCCACUUCCCAAUCCAUCACUCCACAGUGUCAUGGUGGGAGUGGAGAAGGAGUUGACCCCAUGCCCACUGGCCUGGUAGACGCGAUCAAAGGUCACAGGUCAGACUUUGAGGAGGACAAUGAUGCCCCUCUGUGGAUUUGGGGGCUUGUGUAAGUAUACUGUAGCAGGGCCACUCUGAGGCCUCUGCUGUGCUUCAGGCAGUACAAGACAGGAGGAGGGUGUUUUAUCAAGAUGAAGGAUAAACACAUUAGGAUGUCUUGGUCAUGGUUGGGCUCAAUUCUAAUUGAAGGCAGUCCAUUUAGGAAUUGAACUAAAAUUAAAUAAUUGAUAAAAUUGCAUUUAUUUUAAAUUACAUCUCAAUAAACUUAACUGUAAACUUUUUAUUUCAAAAGUUUUUACAUUUCAGAAUUUAAAUUUCUUCCACUUCCAUGAAUUGACUGCCUUCAAUUUGAGUUGAGCCUCCCUGUUCUAGAUCCUCUCCUCGGGACAUUUUCAUGCAGGAACAGCUUGAAUCAGAGGACCUUUCACUUGAACUCACUUUUAAUCAAGUUUUGUUCAUUUGUCAAACACAAAGCUCCCCCCCACUCUCUGUGUAGCUGUCAACAUACAGGAAGUAGCACUCUCUGUGUAGCUGUCAACAUACAGGAAGUAGCACUCUCUGUGUAGCUGUCAACAUACAGGAAGUAGCACUCUCUGUGUAGCUGUCAACAUACAGGAAGUAGCACUCUCUGUGUAGCUGUCAACAUACAGGAAGUAGCACUCUCUGUGUAGCUGUCAACAUACAGGAAGUAGCACUCUCUGUGUAGCUGUCAACAUACAGGAAGUAGCACUCUCUGUGUAGCUGUCAACAUACAGGAAGUAGCACUGGAGUUACGUGAUGACCCACGUUUUGUGUUCACUCUGUUUGCACAUGAGACUCCAGUUUGUCACUUUAAGGACCAGGGUGAGAGUUGGGACGUUUUCUUUCUCACUCCCCUGUACAGCACGUUCUCUUGUUGAUGUCAGUGUUUUUGUAAUCUUUCGCUCUGUUCCAACUAUCAGCAAGAAAGUAUUAAUUUUACAAACUGAAUUUGAACUCUUAUGUGUCUACAGGUAUUUGUGACGGUGUCCCAAACUCACUCUCACGUCCCAAUAAGAUAAUCAUGGGCCUGUAUUCACACAGUCUCAGAGUAGGACUGCUGAUCUAGGAAAGACUAAACGAAUCCUAGGUUAGCAUUCUUACUCUGAAACGCUUUGUGAAUACAGGCCCUGAUCCUUAGUGUCGUCAUCCACACAGACGGAAACAAACCAUUUGGAAUCAAUAGAAGAGACUUCUGUUGUCAAAUGGAAUACCUGAAUAUAGAUGUCCUGCCGUUUUCAUUCCGAAUUCCUCUGAACUCAGAUAAUCAUAUUGCUUAGCCAAAUAGAACAAAUGGUUUUAAAUAAAUUUGAAAAGUAGCCAAAAAGCCACCUUUGGUUUCCUGAAGAAGAAAAAAAACCAUGGCUUUUGUCCAGUUCCGUCCUUGUGAAAGCACACUUAAAUAAUGAAUUUGUUUAAUGCAUCACAAUCAAUCAUUAAAACCUGUGUAUUGUCAGGUAGAACAUAAGAGAUGAAUUCAUGUCUCUCUGAUAAAAGAUGUCUCUUCAUAUCAUCCAUAUCACAUUGAUGUUGGUCAUAUAUAUCCAACUACUGUAAUGAACAAUAAUCUUAUACAAAUGUUUUUUGUUGUGUGAACUAGUGGAAAACUUGCAUAUGUUAGUGGUAUGGUUGUCAAUGUUUUCAUUGGGAGAAAGUCGAGAGCUCACUCUCUCUACAUGCAGCUAACCUUUGCAGGGCUAUCAAAAUGUCAAGAACUUCACUAGACUGUUUUGGACACAUCCCAAAGCUGCUCUACACAUCACUGUAUCUAUGCAAGUUUGUGCGUUUCCAAUCUUACUAGGUCUUGCUAAUAGUGUGGUCAUAUUAUAUCAAGUGGUCCAGUAUGUUAUACCAGAUUCCCUGUGCCAUCUCUUCAUGCGGUAGUGUUUUACAACAGGGGGGUUGACUUGCAUCAGAUGUAACAUGGGUUUGAUUUGAGCUAUCUGAGAAGCCAUACAUGAGUUAAUCACCGUCAUUUGUCCUCAUGUUGUUCCAUUAGACUGUGUGCUGAGGAUGCAUAUAGCUACACCGUUUCUCACUCAAACACAUGGAAAAGGGCAAUCUGCUGCAUCCAUUUUUUGACUUUUAAAUUCAUAAUAUAUAGCCAUUGAUUCAUGAAGAAUAUAACGGUCUCAUGAGCUGUAUAAACUCAUUAGAAACCAAACUAUAAGCUUGUUUUACUCAUUUGUAAACACUAAUAAUUGUAUAGCCUCAAAAUGGUUAACUAUACUUUUGAUAUUUAAUGGAUGGUCAGUCCUUGCAUCCAUAGCUGUUUUAUGAAUUUCUACAUCUAUUGUUUACCAAAACAGUGGCAGGGUGCCCACUCUUUUUAUUGCUUGAACUGAAGAUUGACCCUAAACUCAAGAGAUGAGUCAUUAUCACUACGUCCAUCAGUUAGCUACUUUGGAACACAUACAGAAUACUGAGAAACUCUUCAGAAGUCCUUGAUUUUUAAUGUUGCUCUCCUCGUAGCAUUCAAAUAGGGGCUAUGGCAGUUAAUGGAACCAUCAUCAGCAAUCACCUUACCUCAUGGUAGCCAUUCCUUUAAAAACAAAGAUGACGUUAGCCUAAAUGUUUGAACACCUCGCCUGUAGCCUCAUUUUCUUCUAACCCUUAAUGCAUCAAAGCCUGUUUCAACUGAACAUGUGGAUCACUGAGCUGACCAUGUCUUUGUAUGACAAUCGUGCCAAGAAGGUCUCUCGUGUGUGGCAAUGGUGAAAUUGAAUGGUGUAGAGAGUGAAUAGUUUGAAGCGUCUUAAGAAUUUAAAAAAUAAAAUCUGCGAUCUUGUUUCCGUAUGGUGUGGGUGUUAUAUUGGAGGUUGAGCCUUAGAAUACUCUAUGGUGUGACGUGUACUAUUAUUUUGGUUUUCAAGAUGUAGUAUGUUCAUUAAAUACUGUAGUUUUUCUGGAAUUGUUGAGUUUUUUUGAAUGGGUUUGGAGAUCAGAAGAAAUGUAGACGCUAUUUCCAGAUUUCCUCAACUCUGAUACUUGGAAGGAUGGCAUUGCAGGACUAUAGGAAAUGUAACACUCAACUUGUUUCCACUUCUCUUAUCAUCCAUUUGGUAUAGUUGGGAUGUUGAGCUGAGAAGAAAUCCUGAAUAUUUGUCCUCUGACUCAACUGAUUUAGGUUGCUGGCUUUUCAUAUGGUUACACAGUAUCUACCAAUCAAACUCCCAAGGACCGUUCACCUUGAGGUGAUGCCAUGCAUGUUGCACAAUUAUUUUCUAAGAUUUGAUACUUCUAUUGCUUUGUCCACAUUUCUACUGAGAUGUAUGUAGGUUGUCCAAAAAAUUCCAUUGCUCUUGUUUUUAAAAUGCAUGUUGUACUCUACCACUACUAUGCGUUUUAAGAACCCAUACUAUGCCUCUUCAUUUUAGGGACUGAAACAAGUCCUUAAAUUUCUGUCAUGACAUACUCUAUCCUGGCUUUUGAAGUUUGCCUUUUACACUUAAGACACUGUAUGUAGGUUACCUUUGUGUUAUACUUGUUCUGUUGGCUUUGAUGCAGUUAAUCUUACAUUUAAUUACUUUCAACUAUUUUCAACUUUUCAAAAGAUGGUACCUUGUAAAUUGGCAUGUGUGGAUGUCCUUCCAUAAAGCAACAUUGUACUUCUCCCAUGUAUCUACAGUUUCACUGACACUGUGACAUGGAAUAAAUGUGGUUGUUUUUUGUGA